GGUUUUGGUUUGUCAUCGUCCCAAGCCAAAGUUUUGGUUUUGUUUGUCACGUUUGAUUGAAUUAAUCCAAUGUCCGUUCUUGCUCAGUUCCUCGUCAGAUCCAAAUGGUGAGACAACCUUUAUCGAAGAAAGCUAACAGAUACCUCAGAAAAUUCAGGAAAUGGCCACACUCUCCUUACAAGACCUCAUGGCACCACAACUUUGGUCAAGAACAAGCCAUGCAAAAGCUCAAACAAGCAACCCUUGAAAUGGGUUUUUCUCAGGAACCUCAAACAGCUAACCUUCCCCACCCUUUUCUUCUCUCCACUCUCCUUGACUCAUUCAAAGCUUAUAGCUGUGACCCAAAUCCAAAAGCUUACUACUUUGUCAUCAAAACCUUAACCAACACCUCCCAGUUGCAGGACAUUCCUGCUGUCCUUGACCACCUUGAACACUUGGAGAAGUUUGAAACUCCAGAGUCUAUCCUUGUGUACCUUAUUAAGUUCUAUGGUCUUUCUGACAAGGUCCAAGAUGCUGUGGAUUUGUUUUUCAGGAUCCCCAGGUUCAGGUGCACACCAACUGUUUGCUCAUUGAACUUGGUUCUCUCACUGCUUUGUAGGAAGAGAGAGUAUCUCAAAAUGGUUCCCGAGAUCUUGCUGAAAAGCCAGCAUAUGAACAUUCGUAUUGAGGAAUCGACAUUUCGGGUUUUGAUCAAGGCCUUGUGUCGAAUUAAGAGGGUGGGUUAUGCCAUUAAGAUGCUGAAUUGUAUGAUAGAAGAUGGGUAUGGUUUGGAUGAGAGAAUAUGUUCUUCGAUAAUAUCAUCAUUGUGUGAACAAAAGGAUAUGACCAGUGUUGAGGCUUUGGUUGUUUGGAGGGAUAUGAGGAAACUAGGAUUUUGUCCUGGUGUCAGGGAUUAUACAAACAUGAUUAGGUUCUUGGUGAAGGAAGGGAAGGGUAUGGAUGCUUUGGAUGUUCUGAACCAGCAGAAACAAGAUGGAAUUAAGCCUGAUGUUGUAAGUUAUACUAUGGUCUUGAGUGGGCUUGUAGCAGAGGGGGAGUAUGCAAAGUUAGAUCAAUUAUUUGAUGAAAUACUUGUGUUUGGAGUCGUUCCUGAUGUUUAUACUUAUAAUGUGUAUAUAAACGGUUUGUGUAAGCAGAAUAACGUUGAUGAGGCGCUUGAGAUUGUUGCUUCUAUGGAAGAGUUAGAAUGCAAACCAAAUGUGGUUACUUGCAAUACUUUAUUGGGUGCCUUGUGUGCAGCAGGGGAUUUAAGUAAGGCAAGGGAGGUAAUGAAGGAAAUGGGGUGGAAAGGUGUUGGGCUCAACUUGCAUUCAUACAGAAUCAUGCUUGAUGGUUUGGUUGGGAAAGGUGAGAUUGGUGAAGCAUGUUUUUUGUUGGAGGAAAUGUUGGAGAAGUGUUUCUUUCCUAGAUCUUCAACCUUUGAUAAUAUCAUUUUUCAGAUGUGCCAAAAGGACUUGAUUGCUGAAGCAAUAGAAUUGACCAAAAAAAUUGUUGCGAAAAGCUUUGUUCCCGGGGCCAGGGCUUGGGAAGCACUGCUUCUUAAAUCAGGAUCUAAACUUGGGUUUUCAGAAAUCACAUUUUCUGGUUUGUUGGGCCAAAAUUAGUCUCAGUUGUCAAACUGGCUCAGGUAACAGGUCUGUUAUUGAACCAUAUCAGCAGUUAAGAAACUCUAUACGUGAUGAAGUCAUCAAUCGGCAUAUGGAAAACAAACCUUUAACAGUAUGUUUGGACAACGAAUUUUAAUAGAGUUAUUCAGUUUUUUAGCGAACUUUAGAAUGCUACGUGGUUAAAUACUUUCGUUGGCUACUCUACUUGUUGGCUACUGUACUUUGAAAGAAUUUCAAAUCCCAGUAAUUUUAAUAGGUAUUUUUUAUUAACUUUAAUAAUAGAAUUUUAAAUUUCACUAAAAAGAAUUUGGAAGUUUUCAUUUGCUCUCUCACGGUGCGCUUGUUCUUUCUCGCUUGCUACCACCCUCUCUGGGUUCACAGCCCUAUGCUCUCUCUCCUUCUCUCUCUAUCUCACUCAGACCGUUCAGAGUCCUCUCGUUCAUGCAGUCAUGCCAGGUUCAUCUCUCUCGAUGUUCAUCUUUGUGCAUUUCAUCUCUACUAGAUAUCAGAUUUGUUCCUUCAAUUUGUUUUUCGUUUUUUUAUUUCAUUGUUGUGUUUCAAUUUUGAUUGCAUUGUAUGCUUGUUUGAUAUAAUUGAGAUAUUCUCGCCAAUUGCAAGUUUUCCACAAUUAGA
Molecule: messenger RNA, 2240 nt
Organism: Vigna unguiculata (cowpea)
Lineage: Eukaryota; Viridiplantae; Streptophyta; Magnoliopsida; Fabales; Fabaceae
Product: Pentatricopeptide repeat (PPR) superfamily protein
Biological process (GO): mitochondrion organization; RNA processing
Cellular component (GO): mitochondrion
Molecular function (GO): protein binding; mRNA binding
Source: RefSeq, a predicted model, not a curated record